Ceratotherium simum simum (southern white rhinoceros) is the source of this 861-nucleotide messenger RNA. The record is from RefSeq and is a predicted model, not a curated record. NCBI's taxonomy places the organism in Eukaryota, Metazoa, Chordata, Mammalia, Perissodactyla, Rhinocerotidae.
AUGGGGAUGACCUACCUGUGUCGCUUGGCCAUCAGUGUUGGGUUCAUUGGGGUUAAGGAUGAAGAUGCACAACUGAAGCUACUCAUAGAAGAAAAACGUCUCCAUCAGCUCUUCAGAGCCAGGCAAGAAAAGCAAGGCAGGCUGGCAUUUACAGAGACAGAUAAGAGCGAUGUGGGGACACGCAGCUGCCAUGAUAAGUACACAUGCACAAAGGAAGGUCUACAGAGAACCCAGAGACAAAGGUCACAGGUCACCCACCUCAGCCAGGCCAGCAGCAUCUGCAAGAUCCCCAGUGGCCCUACCCUUUCCUUCCUGAUGGCCCUGGUGGUGCUCAGCUGCCACUCCAUCUGCUGUCUGGGAUGUGACCUGCCUCACACCCACAGCCUGGGCAACACAAGGGUCUUGAUGCUCCUGGAACAAAUGAGGAGAAUCCCCGCCCUCUCCUGCCUUAAGGACAGAAACAACUUUGGAUUCUCCCAAGAGGUAUUUGAUGGCAACCAGUUCCAGAAGGCUCAAGCCGUCUCUGUGGUCCAUGAGAUGAUCCAGCAGAUCUUCCACCUCUUCAGCACAGAGGGCUCGUCUGCUGCCUGGGAUGAGACCCUCCUGGAUAAAUUCUACACUGGACUUGAUCAGCAGCUGACUGACCUGGAAGCCUGUCUGACCCAGGAGGUGGGGGUGGAAGAGACUCCCCUGAUGAAUGUGGACUCCACGCUGGCUGUGAGGAGAUACUUCCAAAGAAACACUCUGUAUCUGCAAAAGAAGAAAUACAGCCCUUGUGCCUGGGAGACUGUCAGAGCAGAAAUCAUGAGAUCCUUCUCUUCAUCAACAAACUUGCAAGAAAGGUUAAGAAGUAAGGAAUGA